UUUCUGCGAGGUGAGACAUGUGCAAUGUGCUUAAGAGUCCGUUUUGCUUUGGAGUCAAACUUUUUAUCUACACCGGAAACUAAAUUUUGUUAGGCCUAGAUUGUUUUGUUCGGGUGGAGUAAAUUAUUUUAUUUUCUGUUUCAUUUCAGCGGCACGGCAUUGCAUGCAGCAGAAUGAUGGAUUUUACGAACUUCUGUCGUGACGUGAUAUAAUUGCGGAAAGAUGUUUCACAACACUACUCGAGGCAAACAGGCAACAGUACGACCAUUCAUCAAACAUCAGUCAAGUGCUGUCCCAGUUCCUCCAUCUUCAGCCAGUGAAAUCUUUGGCUCCCAGUCAUUUCGAGAGGAUGAUGAUUAUGAUGACGAUGAAAUAGACAUAACUGCAUCUCAACUUAUAAGAGAAAGCAACUUCAAAGUUCCAACAGCUCCACGUGGGAUUUUGAAAAGAAGUAGCUAUCCUGCAAGGAGAGACCAUUUAGAGGAAAGCUUCUUUGGAUCUCAAAGUGGCUUGUUUGAUGAAAGCAGCAGUCAUUAUGAAGAUCCUAAUGAUUCGCCAGCUUUUGAUUUAAAUGACGAUGAAGAUCUAUUUGGCAGCCAGCAUGGUCUUGCAAGCCAGCAACCGUUUUCUCAAAGUGAAGAUUUGAUACCAAGCUCCCAGCCCGUUAGACAUGGGCAACGGUUCAUUCCAUCGUUUACACCCAAGAGAGUGAGAAUUGCUGAUGCAGUAACUAGUCAAGUAACAAAUAGCACCAGGCCAGGCAACCAUGACAUUUACGGUAGCCAAACUCCAGCACUGGUUCAAGAAAGCCCAUAUGGUGCACUGGAUAUCCCGGGAUUUACAACCCCAGGUGGAACCACACAUUCCGGCAACAAGCUGCGCUCUGUGACGGAGAUCCCUAAGCAAUACAGGAGUGUGUUUCCCUUUCCAUACUUCAAUAUUGUGCAGUCAAAAGUCCUAGAUGAUGUCCUGUAUACAGACAAGCACAUGGUUGUAUGUGCUCCCACUGGAUCAGGCAAGACGGCUGUGUUUGAAUUGGCCAUCGUACAUUUGCUGAUUGCUAUGGGAGCCAAUGCAGUCAAGGCUAAGAUUGUUUACAUGGCCCCAAUCAAAGCCCUGUGCAGCCAGAGAUGCCAGGACUGGAAAGACAAAUUUGAACCUUUAGGGCUGAAGUGCCAGGAACUGACCGGUGACACAGAAUUGGACGACUACUUCCAACUGCAAGAGGUCAACAUUGUCAUGACCACACCUGAAAAAUGGGAUAGCAUGACCAGAAAAUGGAGAGACAACAAAUGUUUGGUCCAGCUGCUGAAACUCUUCCUCAUUGAUGAGGUUCAUUCUCUGAAUGAGGAAAACAGGGGUGCAACCGUUGAAGCAGUCAUCAGUCGCAUGAAGACAGUGCAAGCGGCUGUUGUAAGAGAGACAACAACAAAUGAAAAGAAGCAAGGAGAGGAGAGAACACCAGAGCUACGAUUUCUCGCUGUCUCAGCUACCAUUCCAAAUAUUGAAGAUGUUGCUAAAUGGCUGGAGACUGGUGGAAAUCAUGCAGUUUAUCACAAACUAGAUGAAAGCCACAGACCAGUCAAGCUAAGAAAGGUGGUCCUGUCCUACCCCUGCUCAGAACGAAUGUCUGAAUUCCGGUUUGGUCUGUCCCUCAACUACAAACUCAGCGGUGUCAUCCACACAUACUCGGACCAGAAACCAACCCUUGUGUUUUGUGCCACCCGUAAAGGCGUACAGCAAUCAGCAAGCAUACUGGUCAAAGAGGCCCGUUUCAUCAUGAACGCCCAGCACCGCCAAAGACUGCAGAAGAUGGCCAAUAUGGUCAGGGAAAUCAAACUAAGAGAGUUAUUGCUGAAUGGUGUUGCCUUUCACCACGCUGGACUGGAUGCCCAAGACAGGAAAUUCAUCGAGGACUUGUUCAUCAGUGGAGACAUUCCAGUUCUCUUUGCAACCAGUACUCUAGCCAUGGGCGUCAACCUACCAGCCCAUCUGGUAGUGGUGAAAUCAACGCAGCACUACGUAUCGGGAAUGUACUGUGAGUACACCGAGACCCAGAUACUGCAGAUGAUUGGCAGGGCUGGACGGCCGCAGUUUGACACCACAGCUACUGCUGUCAUCAUGACCAAACACGACAGCAAGAGGAAGUAUGAGGCCCUCUUGAAUGGAGCUGAUGAUAUUGAAAGCAGUCUUCACAAUCACCUGAUAGAGCAUCUGAAUGCCGAGAUAGUCCUGCACACCAUCAAUGACAUCUCCAUAGCGCUGGAGUGGCUCAAGUCUACUUUCCUGUACAUCCGCAUCAUGAAGAACCCCUCCCACUACGGCAUCCCCACAGGUCUGAGCAAGGAACAGAUGGAGAAAAAACUACAGGAUAUGUGCAUUAGAGACCUGAAUCUGCUGUCUAACUUUGGACUGGUCAAGAUGGACCCAGAGACUAUGGAUCUGAAACCACUAGAAACUGGUCGUCUGAUGGCAAGGUACUGCAUUGCCUUUGACACCAUGAAGCAGUUUAGUGAAAUAUCAGGCACAGAGUCCACUGAGGAUCUGAUGACCAUGCUGUGUCAAUGCAAGGAGUUCUCGGACAUUCAGCUGAGAGUCAACGAGAGGAAGAUCCUGAACACGCUCAACAAGGACAAGAACCGAGUCACCAUCAGGUUUCCUAUGAAGGGCAAAAUCAAGACCACGGACAUGAAAGUCAACUGCUUGGUUCAAUCAACCUUGGGAUGCCUACCCAUCCAGGACUUUGGUCUGGCUCAGGACUGUACUCGGAUCUUUAGAGCAGGACAGAGACUCACAAGAUGUUUGCUGGAGUACCUGAUGCAGCGAAACAACUUCCAGGUUCUCCUGCACGCGACCGUCAUUGCCAAGUGCUUCCAGGCACGACUGUGGGAGAACUCCAAGAAUGUGGUGCGGCAGAUCGACAAGAUAGGCCCGGCACUGGGCACGGCCUUGGUCAACGCCGGCAUCGUCAAUUUCCAGAAACUGGAGAGCACGAACCCAAGGGAACUUGAACUGAUCUUGAACAGGCAUCCUCCCUUCGGUAACCAGAUCCUAGAUGCUGUUACUCACCUUCCAAAGUAUGAUGUCUCUAUUGAACAGGCCCCAAGGUACAACGCCCAUUCAGCCGAGAUCACUGUGACUAUCACUCUGAUAAACCAAGAGAAGCUGUCAGAGAAACAGACGGCCAAGCGUAAUCACUGCUGCCUGCUGCUGAUCGGGGACGCUGAUAACGGCAUCGUCUACAAACAGAGAAUCACAGAUAUGCAGCUCCUGAGAGGAGGGCCCUGGUGCAAGCGGAUUGAGGUCAGGAGAGCAAAUAAAGCAGAGGAACUCAGCGUGAAUCUCGUCAGUCAAGACUAUGUUGGUCUGGACGUGCAGAACACCUAUACUCCAUUCUACUCGGGACCCAAACACCUACGAACAGCUGCCCAAGAGAGUUCCAGCAGCCAGCCCAAAAAGCAACCAGCAAAGAACACCAAGCUUAUUCUGAAAAGACGACAGUCUACACCGAUGAACUCAUCACACACUGAUCAGUGGCUAGGAAGUGACAAUGAUCCAAAGACAGACGAGGAAGACCUGUUUGAGUUUGGCAACCGCAAGCCCUGCAGCCACCGGUGCUCCGACAAAGACACCUGCGCUCACGAGUGCUGCAAGUUUGGCGUCCUGAUUCGACAUCGGCCACAACUGCUGGAAACGCCGAGACGUGAUAGGUCAGCAGGUCAAAGGCAAUCAGGUCAAAGUUCAGCGGCAGCCUCGACGACGCCCUCUACAGCAGGCCAGAUGCCGAGGCUGUCUCGGCUGGAACGGUACUUCAGUGAGCUGCAUGCUAAGGCGGAUGAGCUGGAAACACCGACUGUGAAACGAAUCAAAGUUGCACAAGGCAGCAACAACACAUGCAACGUGGACCUGGACAAAUUUGCCUUCACACCCAAAUCCAAACCUUCGGUCCCCGCCACCCUGUCUUCAUCCGCAGCUACCCCAAGCCUGACCCCCAAGCUUAAUCCCCACAUACCCGCCACCCCAACAGCAGCCAAAGGUUGGGAGAUGCUGGACAUGUACCAGCAGGCCCAAUGUCAAGAGAUGAGUGAGGAACAGCAGAUGGAGGAAUUUGAAGACCAAAGUCUCAACCAAGCUACAUCAGUCUGGACUGACGAUCCAUGGAUCAACAACUUGGACAAUUUUGACAUGUCCUGGUCAGACUCGGACAAAGAGGAGAUGGUGUUGGAUAGAUACGUGCAGGGAGGUGAUGAAGAUUUUCAGAAUGACUUGGGGCUGCUGUCAGACCACAGUCCGCCUUUACCAGAUCUUUACAGAGCAGAACCAGCAAUCCAGAAUCUACAGCAACAGUAUAACCAUCCAGAACAGCAACAACAUUCAAGUUUCUACAAUCCUGCAAUCAACAAGAACCAACAACAACAUCAAAAGUUGGGACAACAGCCACGAGCCGAUAUCUCCCAACCAGCUACAGGCCAGAAUCAACAACAUCUUGAUCCAGGGCAGCAGCAACGACUUUCAAGUUUAUACAGACCUGCGACAAGCCAGAACCAACAGCUGCUUGAAGAUACGGCACAGCAUCACAAUCCAAAACAAAAUCUGAAUCUUGAAAAGCAACAGCUUCCAAGUUUCUACCAGCCACCGACGAGCCAGUACCAACAUCAGCAACCUGAUGUAGAACAGCAGCGAAUGAAGAGUAUCUACAAACAAGCAGCAAACAAGCAAAAUGAUCAAGAACAGCAACAACUCACCAGUUUGUACAGACCUGCAACAAGCCAUUACCAACAGCGUCAACACCCAGGAAAGCAGCUACAACCUCCAAGUAUCUACAAAUCAGUUUCAACAAACCACUACCAGGCUCAGCAGUCACGACCUCAGCCAUCCAGCACACCAGUUCCAAGACGCAGAGGACAGGUCUUUGCUUGGAAGUCCCCUACAAGCCGACCACAAACUGGGUAUGCACCAGUCAUAAUGCGAUUUUCAUCCAAUGCAAAGUACAAUGCCGGUAACUUUGUGUCAGCCAAGACAGCUCUGGCCUCCAUGGAACCCUCCACCUCAGCACAGCUGCCAUCAACUACUAAACCAAGAAGCAAUGUUGUCUCAGCGACACAAGACAAAGAGAUGAAAAAUGCCUACAAGACAAAAGACACACCAAGUAUUGAGCCACAAUCGCCAUCAGAAUCAAGAGAAGAAAAUGUGACAGUCUCCAGCUCUGAUUCACCCAUCAUUGUCCUAUCCGAUGAAGAAACAACCUUAGACAUCAGCAACAACAGUCAUCCCUACAUCAUGAACUCCAGCUCCGACGAGGAGUUUCUGCUAAGCUGCCUGGAGGUGGAAUCACAAGAGGCAAACAAGGUGCAGAAUGAGCCUCGGUCAGUAAAGUCACCUUCGGCUGAAAAGUCCAAGGAAUCCCCACUUCAGAUCCCAAGAUCAUCUCCUAGUGAAUGUCUUUUCUCUCAGAUAAGCUCACUAUGUGGAUCCAUGUCAGUUAAUAAAUCUGCAAAACAGAAGUCCUUUGCUUCUAGUCACUCCAACAAGUCAUCUCUUCCAGAACCAAGACCAUCUCUCAAUAUGAGCAUACAGAUCUUGCCAGAAAGCUGCAACAAGGCGCCAGAGUGGUCUACAGGGCAGUUGGUGUGUCACAUGUCACCCCUUCCCCCUGAUGAUCAACAAGCUACUAAGCCCAUCCAGAGCCCAUCACUUGGGGUAGGUCUCCAAAUACCGUCCAGCAGCAAUGUGAACAAAUCCAUGGGCAAGCCACAGUCUACCGACACCUCCGCUAAGGAAUCUUCACAACUUACCCAGAGUCUUCACUUGUCAGUUAAAAGCAGUACUCCCAAAUCAUUGAGCCAUAAAUCAUCUACCUUCACCUCCAACCAAGAGUCUUCUCAGCUUUUCCAGAGCCCGCCUAAUGGUGCAAAGCACAGCUCUCAAGCAAGCAACACAUCAACCAAAUCUCCAAACCAAGAGUCAUCAAACAACAAGGUAUCUGCUUGUCAUCAAGAGAUGAUACAUCUCACUCCACAGCCUUCUGUUGGCGUUAGUCUUAGCUCCCCACCGAGCUCGUCAAGUGGUAGUAGAAGCUCGCUAUGGGGAAGGAAGCUCUGCAGUCCACUCCUGAGGAGACAGAAGACAAGGGAUUUCUUCACUGCCAAUCCUGACAAAUCCCCGAAGGGUGCAGAUGACGCCAAAUCUAUAUACGACAAGCUUUUUGAAGGAAUAUUCUAACAAGAUGCAAAUUAAGGUAAGGAAAAAUGAUAGGCUUCGAGGAGACUCCAAAGUGCAUUCUACAUAUUUACAACUUUGCUUUAUUUACAUCAUGACUGGUACACAAGGGACAAAUAAAAUAAUUACAUGUGAUAUUUUUGAAUCGCAAAUUAAACUCGAUGGCAUGUCUUCAUUGUUGAAGUAAAUUUGUAGCAAGGAAUGUGCUGACAAAAAAUAACCUUGGAGCUAACUAGUAAAAUAUAAUAGCUUCUGUUUAUGUUCCAGUAAUUAUUUUAAAAUUAAAAUACAAACGAAGAUAUUUAAGAUAUGGAAAAUUCUCAAAUAUUUUGAAAUCUGAAAUAUACAUUGAAGAGUAAUAUAUUGAAGUAACUUAUGCAAAAUGGAACCAAAAGUAUUUAUUAGCGUUCAGGUUGUGUUGAGGUUGUAUGAAUGUAUAUAUAAUGGAGUUAUUCUUUUACUAUUUCAUUGUUCCAAGGUUCGUCUUUUUUCUUGUUUCUAUUUAGUAAUAUACACAUAUAUUAUAUGAAUCAUAUUUAACAGCGCUUGAGUAGAUAAUAUGAAAAACUACAGAAUUUCCACACUUACAUUUUAAAACAAAUAAAUAAUGGGGUUUAUAUUGGCCACAAUGUGACCCAUGUUUAGGAAAAUGUGUUGAGGUUUUAGACUGAUUGCCAUUUGUAGAACUUUCUAAUUUUCUGUUGGAGCAAAUCACUUAAACACACAAUAUUUGUACCAAGUGCAGAUUUUAAAAUACUUGAAAGGCAUAAGAAAAAGGGGUUUGUUUUUUUGCUUCAGAUGGUGAAGAUCAAAAUAAAAUCAUUUUCAUCAACGUUCUGAAGCCUCACAUUUUAAAUAAACAUCUCUAAAGAGCACUUUCCUAUUUACACUUUGUACAAAAUGUCAAAUAAUUUCUCUCGGUUUAAACAUGACAAAUGGACUAGGUCCUAAAAUAAUUAUUUUUGAGGUAAGUAUUUGCGUUCUUGCACAUCCACUUUUAAGAAAAAUCCACAUGAAUCCUCAAAAAAAUUACCAUCAUAUGUUUCAAAUUCUAGAAAUUUCUACAUGGAAUUUCAAAUUAAAAGGUUUACGAGGUUUGCUGAUUGUGUGCACCAUUCAAAACACUUCCACUAACUUAGGGUAUCAAAGCCUUCCAUUGAGAAUAUUUUGGUAUGAACAGGCGAUUUUAUUUUAGAGGGUAGACUCCCUAGAUCCUCAAAUUAUGUCAGGAGUGAGAUGAGGGCAUCAAAGAAUUUGCUGCGGUCUUCGUUCUUCAUCUCAAUCACUGCACAUGCCCAAAAUACAAAAAAAAACCAAAGAUCAAAAAUAAAUUUCAACCUACACGGAUAAAACAUAACAAACCAUGUUUGUUAGGUCAUUGUGGAUUUCUUUAUAGGUCUUAUCCCUUAGAAUUUCAAUAGUACAAAAAUUCCUUGAAGAAUGGACAUAAUUCUUGUUUUGCAAUAUGGAAUUUGAAAUUUGUAUCAUAUCUUUUUACUGAUUCUUCGCCAACCAAAUGCAACUUGUUAAUAUCAUAUUAUUUGUUUUGAAACCAAAGAAAUAAGUGUUGCUUAUUGAUUGCAAAAUUAAUUAAUGUUUAAAUAUCUGUACCCGGUAAAACUUUUAUUUCAUUUAAAAUGGUUAAUUUCAAGUUUAGUUAUGAAACAGUAUUUAUCAACCUGUUUAUGUGUGGUUCAGUGUGCAAUUGAUGGAUGUUGGAUUAAAUAUAAUACAUUGAAAAAAACGUCAAAUUGAAUUGACUUACCGGA
Molecule: messenger RNA, 7988 nt
Organism: Patiria miniata (bat star)
Lineage: Eukaryota; Metazoa; Echinodermata; Asteroidea; Valvatida; Asterinidae
Gene: hfm1
Product: probable ATP-dependent DNA helicase HFM1
Exons: 33
Coding region: 223-6222 (1999 amino acids)
Molecular function (GO): ATP binding; nucleic acid binding
Source: RefSeq, a predicted model, not a curated record